Molecule: messenger RNA, 2304 nt
Organism: Coffea eugenioides
Lineage: Eukaryota; Viridiplantae; Streptophyta; Magnoliopsida; Gentianales; Rubiaceae
Product: AP-5 complex subunit zeta-1-like
Exons: 16
Coding region: 169-1824 (551 amino acids)
Cellular component (GO): AP-5 adaptor complex
Source: RefSeq, a predicted model, not a curated record
GGAAAAAAAAAAUAUAGCAGGUGAAACCCAACAAGGCGCAUCAGCUCACCAGAGGACGACUGAAGAAGAAGAAUAAGAAGAAGCAGAAGAAGAAGAAAAGUUGAUUGUUUAAGGAAAUCGAUUUUCGUUAAAGAAAUUGAAGAGAAAAUAGUGAAAAAUAAGCAUAGAAUGAGUGAUAGAGAAUGGGAAAUUCAGCUGAGAUCAUUAUCUACCAUUGCCAGGGAUUCCAACUUCGCUAAUGACCCCGUCUCCGAUCCUUCUCUGCUCAACUGCGUGAAAAGGCUAUGCGAAUUGUGUAAAAAUGAGAAGUCGGAGGACUUAAUAGCUAGGGUUUAUCCGCAUUUCAAUAAGAUUUUUCAGCGUUCCGUGGCUUCCAUUUCUCAGUCUCGAUCCUCCAUCGCCAUUCUCCUACUGGCCAUUCUCCAAUUUUUCCUUGAUCAUGGAGAUAUAGUUCUACAUGACGCUGAUCCUAGUCUGAGGAUAUUUUUCCGCUCAUGCUUAAGCCGUGAGUUUGCAGACCCUGGUGUUGCUGAAGCAACACUUGCGUUUCUUAACACAAACAAGAGGAAGCUUCUAAGUUCCUUUCCUACCUUACUCCCUCAGUUUUUCCCAUUACUGUUAAAGCUGAUUGCCUGGAACGGAGAGAAGUUAGAAAAAUCAUUUUUAGGAGUUUUCCCUGGAUUGAUAUCUCCUGGAUCAUUUCUUCCAUUGUUUCCCUCACUUGUCGACCUACCUAUAUUGGUUGUCGGCUUGGAGAAAGUUGAAAGGAGUUCUGGGUCUUUAGUUGGUAGCAGCAUAGCUUCGAUCCAGAAGAGUACAGCUCCUGAGAUGCUGCUUUUGCUAAUGGAUGAAGCCUAUACUGGAUCGACUAUUGGAGAUGCAGAGGUUGAUUCUGAAUCUGAGGAUAGCAGUACAAUGGCAGCAGCUGACCCAUUAUUUCUUGAGCUUCUCAAGGAUGAGAAUGAUGGCCUCGCCGAACGCCAUUGGACUUCUCCGGCAAUGGCUACAGUCCUUCAGGCAGCAAUUAAUGCUCCUCAAUCUGAUCGAUUGAAACAGGCACUGAGGAUGGCUCCUCGUUUUCUUGACGCAUAUUUUUCCCUAGCAAUCUCUAAAGUGAAUGACUCUUUAGUAUGCGCAUUACUUCCCCUACUCAUGGCAAGAUAUUCGACUUUGUUUACUGACAAAAUUUUUUGUUAUGAGGUUCAGAAAAGGCUCUUGGAAUUUAUGCUAGCUGCCUUUCACCGGACUCCUGAUUUUGUUGCACUUUUGAAGAAGCCAAUAGUGGACAGGCUUGCAGAAGCAUAUGACAAUCCUGCAAAGACUGAGUUGGCAUUACAACUAUGUUGGGCCAUUGGUGAGCAUGGUGGUGGUGGUGAAUCUCAUAAAGAUGCGGCUCGUGAACUUUUUGAAAGCUUGGAACUACUUUUGUACGAAAACCUUUCUUCCAGUCGUCUGGGUUUACAUGAGGCAACUCUUGGCUCUGGUAGUUUGACAUUUAGAAAAUCAUUGCAGUCGAGGCUUCUAUGUUUUGUCGUGACUGCUAUAGCAAAACUUGCAACUUAUCAUCGUGACUUAGUACCAAGGGCCCGCGUAUCUUUGGCGAAGGUAGCUCGCUCACGAAUUUCAGAUGCCAGAGUCUGGGGGCGUGCACGUGAUUAUUUGGGUUUAAUGAAUGAACCUGCAUUAUGUUUGUCCGUCUUGGGCCCUUCUAGACCCUCAAGUAAAUCCAUACAAGAUCCAGGCACUGUAAAUUGGAAAGAAGGCAGCAAAAGAAUGAUUGCUCAUCUUCCAUUUUAUAUUUUAGGGGAACAAGAAGGUAAUUGAACGCUGGUCCUCCAUUCCAUGACUUCUCAUUUUCUGAUAUUCUUCCUAGAGGAUAAUUCAUUUUGAGGAAAGUGUACAAGGACUUUUUCACAGAGGUAGGCAACGGAAACAAGUGAGAUGAGGGUAGGCAUAGGCAUCUAAUUGCCAGAAUUGGAGAUCUGUUGAGGCAAAGGCUAUGUCUUUUGUGAAUGCUGGAAUCUCAAGCUGAUAUAGAUCUGUAUCAUUUGUUAAGCCGGGGGUCCUUUUUAAUACGACUGCUCCUACAAUGUUGAGGUUCCUUUUUGAUACAACAGCUCCUACCAUUUCGUUGUCGUCCGUUGAGCUAGCAUGUAAACAUAUAAUUUUCCCAGUCUUUGCUUUUUGUUCUUUGCUAGGAAACAUGUAAUCUUCUGGUUGGGUGUUGUAAGAGAGCACUAGGGCAAUUGUUUGUAGCAUUCCUUGUACUGCAGCUUGUUGGUUUCUUCUUUUCGUUCUUUAUCA